Molecule: messenger RNA, 2711 nt
Organism: Protopterus annectens (West African lungfish)
Lineage: Eukaryota; Metazoa; Chordata; Ceratodontiformes; Protopteridae
Gene: PEX7
Product: peroxisomal biogenesis factor 7
Exons: 10
Coding region: 293-1249 (318 amino acids)
Biological process (GO): protein import into peroxisome matrix
Cellular component (GO): peroxisomal matrix; cytosol
Molecular function (GO): protein binding
Source: RefSeq, a predicted model, not a curated record
ACGCAAGUACGGAAGUCCCUUCUCUUGGAACUAAAACGAACUGUACCGAUUGAUAACUCGGAUAUAUUUUAAUGAAGCACAAGACCAACAGUGGUGGAGUUUGAUACUUCUAUUUACUUACUAUAUGAUGAUUGUGGAGCACUGUACGCUUUCACAACACAAUGCAGUUUUAGUUCGUUUUACAGUUAAAUAGACAAUGGUAAAUACGAGCGUGAACGAGAGCUCAAGCAAAUCAUAAUAAUUCGCUUUUUUACUCAUGUAUGCAUUUUUUUACCGUAACUUGAAAUGAGUCAUGGUAUUCGCACAGUCUUUCAAGUUACCCGCACGACAUGGCUAUGCUGUGGAGAUUUCUCCUUAUUUCCCUUCAAGACUAGCAUGUGCAACAUCUCAGUAUUAUGGCAUAGCAGGUUGUGGCACAUUGGUUGUGCUAGAAGAGAAUGAAGUUGGAAUUCAUUGCUUACGCAGCUUUGACUGGAAUGAGGGUCUGUUUGAUGUGACUUGGAGUGAGAACAACGAGCAUGUGCUGAUCACCAGCAGUGGGGAUGGAUCGUUACAAGUCUGGGACACUGCUAAUCCUGUAGGACCACUACAGGUCUACAAAGGACAUACCCAGGAGGUUUAUAGUGUUGACUGGAGCCAAACCAGAGGAGAACAAUUGGUGGUUUCAGGUUCAUGGGAUCACACUGCAAAAGUGUGGGAUCCAUCUGUCGGCCAGUUAGUACGUACAUUUCAAGGCCAUGAAGGUGUCAUUUAUAGUACUGUGUGGUCCCCAUUUAUUCCAGACUGCUUUGCAUCUACCUCAGGUGACCAUACUUUACGGAUUUGGGAUAUGAAAUCAUCUGGUACAAGACUUGUAAUACCAGCUCAUCAAGCUGAAAUUUUGACCUGUGACUGGUGCAAAUACGAUCAGAACUUGCUGGUAACAGGUGCAGUUGAUUGUUUUUUAAGAGGAUGGGAUUUGAGAAAUAUUCGGCAACCUGUGUUUAAUAUCCCUGGUCAUACCUAUGCCAUAAGAAGAGUGAAGUUCUCCCCAUUUCAUGCAACAAUAUUUGCUUCUUGCUCAUAUGAUUUUACUGUGAGAUUCUGGGACUUUUCCAAGCCUGAGUCACUACUGGAAACAGUGGAACACCACACAGAGUUUGUGUAUGGGCUGGACUUGAGUCUUCACAUCCCUGGCCAGGUUGCAGACUGUGCCUGGGAUGAGACAGUGAAGAUGUAUACACCAUCUUGCUUUGCAUCAGUUCAAUAGAUUUCAUCUGGAAAGAAAAAAAUCACAUACAGAUUACAAAACCUUUGUCUUGAAGUCAAGCAUUCUGCUCUUUUUUUAUAUACAGUUGAAACAAAAUGUGAACUUUAGCCUCAUUGAUAAUGCACAUUUUAUGUACUCUGUAGCCUGUAUUUUGAUUGUGUUAUAAUACAGUAGAAUUUGGGCAACAAGUGAAAAGGAAUGAUAUUUUAUGUUUCUGCUAAUAUUUCAGUACUUGCUUUCUUGCUGAUAAACCUGAAGGUUUUACUGCUAAUUCUUAGUAACAUAUUGGCCUACAGCAAGAGGUUCCGUGGUUCAUUUCUCGUCUGGGCUGCCUUCUGUGUGGAGUCCUCAUGUUCUCACUGUUUUUGUGGGGGUUUCCUUCAGGUGCUUUGGUUUCUUCCCAUGUUCAAAGACAUACAGUAGGAGAACUGGACACUCAAAAUUGGCCAUAGGAGUGAGUGUGCAUGCAAGUGUGUGGUGUGGAAGAACUACAGCGGCACAGCUAGCCACCUGGCGGUGUAAACCUUGACUCUAGAUGACUGUCACUGCUAAAGUGGCUUCCCGAUUUCAUGUGCAAAAAUUGGAAAAAGUGGUGAUGGAUGGAUAAACAUUUCUUUUAAUUCUUACUGUAGUUUCAGGUUACUUCUAAAAAGGAGAGACUGAUUAAUAACACAUUCAGUGCAAUCUGCCUCUUUUCUUAUAACCUAAAGUAUGACUAGAUUUUUGAAAUAGGAUAUGUUGCAAAUAAACAAGGAAUUAAAUGAUAGUUUGCAUACACUUAUUUUAGGUCAUACAUUAUGACAACCUGAAAUAUGUUUCAUAUUGCUUGUCUUCUUAGUCUUGAACUGUAGCUGUUACUAUUAAUAUAGAGGGUCUUCCACCAUUGUAAUGACUGUGCAAGUCAAUGAAUGUGCUACACAGCUACACAGCCAAUGAAUAAUAAUAAUAAUACCCAUUUGUUAAUCAGGUAGGGCCACUGGACACAGCGCAGUCAGAGAGUAAUGUCUGGUUAAGUGACUUGCUCAAAUUCACACAGUAGGCAAAUGAAAUCUGACGGAGUCAAACCCUGUACCACAGAAGCUGUACUUGACAGCUGUAAUUCACUGCUCCAGCUGCCAGUUGUACAGAAUACUGUGCAUUGUCAUAAUAUUUUUUUUUUUGGAUGAAGAUGCAAUGUUAGGAAUUUCUGUGCUGGAUGUGUCUUUUGAGAUGUACUGUGAUCACACACUGUCAUUUUCAGCAGGCACACCAAAGUACCGAAGUUUGCAUUUGUGGAUUUUGUGCCUUACCUGAUGUACGCAUUGAUGCAGCAUCUUAACAUUUGCAUAUAAUCAAAGGUGUCCUAUAAGACCCACCAGAAUAAAUAUUUGCUUGCUUGUUAGAUCAGAGCACUUACAUUUUUGUAUGAUACAUUUCAGAAUAUGUAUGAUAAAUAAGUGAAAAUAAAUACAGAUGGCUACCA